UGCGAGAGACACGCUCGCGUGAUGCUGCUGUUGUUGCCGCGCACCGUCGUAUGUUGUCAUUCCGCUGGCCACUUACCCUUUUUGAUGACAUCGGGCGUGUUUAACCGUGUACGCAACGGCGGUCGAGGACGGGACACCGUAUACCGCGCACGCGGCUCAGGCAACAGCAACAAGUCGUUACGUCAUUCCCGGAACCGCAAGGGGGCUGCCUACUAGCGACAGAUCGCCGCUCGCGGCUCUCGCACAACGUUCUUGCGCUCCCAGUGAUAAGCGGAUCCUCGUAGACAACAGAAGGUAUUCAGAUAUUUUCGUAUAUUUAAUAAUUUCUAUUUUAUAAUACAGUUGAUUUUUUGUCGCUUUUCAAAGGUCAGCUUAACGCACUCAUGUUUCUUACAUCUUUUGUUUGUUUUGUUUGUGUUUUUUCUUUUUUUAUUUUAUGUUUUGCACUUUUCUGUUCAAAUAUGAUGACGAAUACUGAUGUGAUCUGUAGCAGCUCUCGCCCUGCUGUAAACAAGGGCACUCGCAUUUAAGCCCAAUUCAUUUCCCUGUACCACCACUCCUCAUUCUCUCUCUCUCUUUCUCUCUUUCUUUCUCUCUGCCUCGGUAUCGAUACCUUUCUCUCUAUAUGCUGGAUUAAUACACACACUAUGGGUAGUAGUGUGAUUGCUGGCUUCCUUGAUAAUCUGGCUGGCGUGCCUGUUCCGGUGACCAGUAGUAUCCUUAUAUGCCUCCAUAGUGUAUCUUCCAAGCACUGCAUUCGCCGGCAGUAGGUAUGAGAUUUCCAGAGUGUUCCAAAGUGUACGAGCGAACGAGCUGUGCCGUACGAGGGUGCAGUAGUAACUGCAAAGCGCGAAGCUAGGCUGGCUGCGAGGACAAUGCAGUAGGCAAGUGUUGCUUUGCCUCCCGUGAUCCCUCCUCCUUUUCAACCCAAAAAGGGGGAGCGGCAGAACAGGCAGGAGUAAAGGUGUGACGUAGCUGCGGGUUGUUCCCCCUUCCCCUCCCCUCUCUCCUUUCGGCCCUAUCAUGGCCAGCACAAACCAGAACCAACCGAUAGAGAUGCUAACGCUAGAACCGGCGCAGACACCAUACAUGACCGACGGUACGAUAGCAGCUCCGCUGCAUCCAGCCGUGUACUGCGACAAGGAUGCGGAUCGGUCUACGGCAUGGCUGGCACGCGGCGAUACGACCCCAAAUACGACCCCGGUCAGUACGGUGUUGCACUCGCCUGAACCGGCUACCAUGGCUGAACUCGAGGCAAAGAUACGCUUCCAGGCACGCCACCAGAUUCAGGUUGGUCGUAGCCCGGUCGGUAGCGGCAAUGGCGCUAGUGCUAGCACCGGUGGCGUCGGCGGUGUCGGCGACUGCCGUGGUGACGGUAGCGGCGGUAAUGGCGGUGGGCACAACGGCAGCAGUGACUCGACGACCGCAUCCAGCCCGGUACUGCACAUGCUGGGUACCGUGGGUAUCGGAAGUGCGACAUUCGGCGGUGGGUCGUACGAGCAAUACUCGCACAUCCAACGGGCGCACCCCAGUCAGCAACAUCAACCCCGAUACGCCUCACAAUCGUUGCUAUCCGACGGUGAGAUUGUCGUGUUCGACGAUAUCGAGGCGAACUGGCCGUUGGGAGCGGGCUGCGCAAAUGAUGAUGAUAUCGAGCUGGCGCUGGUUAUGGCCGAUAGUCAUCGCCGAUCGGGCAGUGCGAUACGGGAGCAGAGCCCCAGGCGUACGACCCCGCACGACGCUGGCCAAUCGAAACACCAAACCAUCAUCGGGGGGCUUACGAUCGCCGAGUACGAUGGUUCACCGAGGCGCUUCGGUAGCGUCUACUCUAACGAUUACCCGCCCUCGGAUGGUCUCAUCUUUUACAAGGCGGCCUGCGGUAUGGCGCGACCCGGUUUUCCGAAGCGGAUUAGCCGGGAACCCGAACAUACCCACCCCGAUACAGAUGGACGAGCCGAGCUUGAUUCGCGCCGGUCGAAGCUGAUUGAUUUGGAUAUUGACCACGAAGCGAGCAGCUACGGUCAAGUAACCAUGAAUGGCAGUGAUUCAAAUGAUGUUGCGUUUGACCUACAUACCAAAUACUAUAGCCAGCAGCAACAGCAGCAGGCGGUACACCAGCACCAGCAGCACCAAGUAGAGGAGGAACACCUGCAACAGGGAAGCAAUCUGAAUCUUCACGACUUUGCGCUCUCGCCAGAGACGGACUACGCUUCGAGCUGCGGCGUGGAUCUUACCCUCGAAGCAGCGCUACAUUACGCUUCUAACGAUUAUGGAAGCUCGCAUAAAGCAUACACUACUACGGCCGGCGGUGUGUUGGAUUGUGGUACUACCAAGGAUGUCCUCACGGCGGCCGAGUACGGGCGAAUGUGCAAUAGUAUGCCGAUCCUGGAGGACGGGCUAUCCAGUGGCCAUGCGUCCGAUUCGGAGGGCAAUGGCCAACAAAGCGGUACAUUGGGAGUCGCCGCCAGUCAGGCCGAUACGGCCCAGAUAAGCUCAAUGUACCCAGUGGCCCCAGCAUCAUCCGGUACGAGUCCAGCCGAGGUGUCCAGCGGAUUUCAUCCCGGUGGCGCAACCGUCCUAACGGAUGACGUGCAGCAGGCCCUCAACGACAUCAAGCUCACACUGCGAAAAACCAAAACACUGCCCUCCCUGUCCCUGCAGGAUAGUGCUCAGCGAUGCGAUUCUGGUUCUGCGACCAACCUCGAUGGCUCACCGAUCUGGGUGCUCAGGUCGUUAACGGAGUCGGAAUCGAAUGAGCUGAUCGAACGUGACACCGUACACGAUGAUGCAGCGAGCGCUGCCCGGCUACUGAAUGUCGCCGACGAGGAGGAAACCGACACCGACCUAGAGACUGACCGACUACUGGGCCAUCAGCAACAUGUCGGUGCCGAUCUUCCGGCCGCUGAUGGGGAAUCAGCGGUGUCACUAGCAACGAUCAAGCGCAAUCACACGGCUAUAAGGGCCGACACCGGUGCAUGCAUUGCUGGCAACAUUCCGAUUGACAGUCUUCCAGAAAUCGAAAGCAAAGGAAGGCAUAAAACAAGAGAAGGCCUCCUGGAUCCGGCAGUCCUGAUCGAAGGCGUCCUGUUCCGAGCCCGAUAUCUAGGAUCAACGCAGCUGGUGUGCGAGGGCCAACCAACGAAGUCGACCCGCAUGAUGCAGGCCGAGGAAGCGGUCUCCCGAAUAAAGGCACCGGAAGGGGAAUCGCAACCGAGCACCGAAGUGGAUCUGUUCAUCUCGACGGAGAAGAUUAUGGUGCUGAAUACGGACCUGAAGGAGAUCAUGAUGGACCACGCGCUGCGUACGAUCUCGUACAUCGCCGACAUCGGUCAAUUGGUGGUGCUGAUGGCGCGUCGACGAUUCGUGGGCCACGAGUCGACGGCUGCGACGGCGCCCGGGUCAGCAGCCGCAGCCAGCGAACCUACGGCCAACGAAAGCAGCAGAGCGGGUGGUAGUGGUGCGGAAGGAAUCGGUCCAACCACCUGCACCGGGCCUGAUACUCCAAAGAAACGAUUGUCUGCUGGCUUCGGUGGUGGUGGUGGUGGUGUACGCACCAACCGUACGCCCAAAAUGAUUUGCCACGUGUUCGAGAGCGAGGAAGCGCAGUUCAUCGCGCAGAGCAUCGGCCAAGCGUUUCAGGUGGCCUACAUGGAGUUCCUGAAGGCGAACGGAAUUGAGGACCACAGCUUCAUGAAGGAGAUGGACUACCAGGAGGUGCUGAACAGCCAGGAGAUCUUCGGUGACGAGCUGGAGAUCUUCGCCAAGAAGGAGCUGCAGAAAGAGGUGGUGGUGCCGAAGGCGAAAGGCGAGAUCCUGGGCGUGGUGAUCGUCGAGUCCGGCUGGGGCUCGAUGCUGCCGACGGUGGUGAUCGCUAACCUCGCGUCGACCGGGGCGGCUGCCCGCUGCGGCCAGCUUAAUAUCGGCGAUCAGAUCAUUGCGAUCAACGGGCUGAGCCUUGUCGGGUUGCCGCUUUCUACUUGUCAGACCUACAUUAAAAACACGAAAAACCAAACGGCCGUCAAGUUCACCGUCGUCCCGUGCGCACCGGUGGUGGAAGUAAAGAUUAAGCGGCCCAAUACUAAGUACCAGCUAGGCUUUAGUGUGCAGAAUGGAGUGAUUUGCAGCCUGCUCCGGGGUGGUAUCGCUGAACGGGGUGGUGUCCGGGUCGGUCAUCGAAUAAUCGAAAUCAAUAACCAAAGUGUCGUCGCUGUGCCGCAUGAGAAGAUUGUAAACUUGCUCGCCACCUCCGUCGGUGAAAUUCUGAUGAAGACCAUGCCCACGUCAAUGUUUCGUCUGCUAACCGGUCAAGAAAAUCCAAUCUACAUCUAGGAAUGUUCCACACAGACUGCCGUGAACAACCAGUGAUUGGUUGAUUAGGGAUCACAAUAUUUGCGGAACCAACACGAUCUGUAAUGCCGAUACGGAAAGGAAGCCAGGUCUUUGUAAGAAUCUAAUAACCCUUGUUGAUUAAAAUAAACAAUGGCAUAGAAUGAAUUCCAUGCCAAAACAACAGCAACAAGAUUUCUGCAGGAUGUUUCGCAGAAGCAGUCUCUGGUAGAUA
Molecule: messenger RNA, 4561 nt
Organism: Anopheles darlingi
Lineage: Eukaryota; Metazoa; Arthropoda; Insecta; Diptera; Culicidae
Gene: X11Lbeta
Exons: 11
Coding region: 1024-4329 (1101 amino acids)
Biological process (GO): chemical synaptic transmission
Cellular component (GO): cytoplasm; plasma membrane; dendritic spine
Molecular function (GO): protein binding
Source: RefSeq, a predicted model, not a curated record